CAAACGUAUGAUCGGACGGGCAGCAGACGCUAUUCACAGCCGGGUCGUUUUUUCUGCCCAUAUCGUUCUUAAAGCUUGUGGUACAUCUGACGUGUGAAGCAGUUCCUGAUAUCUCGCGAUGACGCUCGACAAUACACAGGUGCGAGUUGUUCGGAUGGCGACAUGACGCGAAAAGCGCGCUCUUGUCGGUUUUUUCGGUCGUCGUGUCUCCUAGCUGCUUCUCAGCAGUUACGGCUUUUGGAAGCAGAGAGGAAAAGCUGUGAUCAGAUGAAGCGAUGAAUCUUUGGGACGCUUUCUGUGCAACAAAUGAUGGCACCCUGGUCGUCUGGGACGGUAACCGUCUGAGCCGCUGCUUUCUGGAUCUCCUUGGAAGUGCUGUGCACAUUCUAGUCGCGGUCAUCAGCGUCUACUACGUUGGCAUCCGCCAAAUCUCCCUACGCCGUGACCACCAGCUCGUCCACCUGCUGCCAUUGACAUGGCGGAUCCAUCUUCGCAAGCUGUGCUGCUCCGUCUUCCUGCUGUGUCCCAUUGUUCACCUCGUCAUGUCCCAGCUGAUACUCGGCGAGGUCAUGGCACCCUCAACGAUGUUCAACAUUGGUGCUGUCAUCCUGACCUGGAUGGUCCACUUCUUCUACCUGCAGACACUGACAAAUCCACUGCCACGACACCGCCGGUUCGUUGGCGAGGUUCCUGUGAUAUUUGUUGUGGCCAUGUCCGGAUUGUGUGCAACGUUUCGCGUGUCUGCGCUCCUUUCCCUAAGUGAGUCAGAUCAUGGCGCUGAACUCUCGUAUUGUGCAGACUUGUACUCGAACAUUGCAAGCGCGCUUGCCUGUGCCUUCUACCUUACAGCUGCCAUACAUUGCUCGAGCACUGCAGGCGAGACGCCGCCGCAGACGAGCCACGAGUCACCAUCAUCCAUUCAGAGCUACGUUCGUCUGCUCGAAGCGGAUGACGAAGCCCAACAGCUCGGCACGGCGGAAGACACGAACUUCUUCUCGCUCCUCACCUUUUGGUGGGUCGGACGGUUGAUGCGCCGUGGAUACAGGGGCCACAUUCAGGAGCCCGAUGACCUGUACGACCUUCCGGUCAGCCUGAGACCCGAAGAGGUCGUGCGGGAGCUCUACCAGAAUGUUGACGCCUCCAAGCCCCUUCCCAGCCUUCUUAUGCUGUUCCACCGGUGCCUUGGAAAGCAGUACUAUGCCAUCGGAGUUCUCAAGUUCCUUGCAGAUGUCCUGUCAUUCGCCAGUCCUGUCUUGCUCAACAGGCUCAUCAUGUUCCUUGAAGAAGGACCUGGUCAGGGACCCGCAUGGUCUGGCUAUGCCUAUGCGUCAGGGCUCACGUUUGCCUGUCUGGUUGGUGCAUUCCUGUCCAGUCAUUACGGCUACCUGGUGUCGCGUGUGGGUCUCAAGGCGAGGGCGAUUGCCGUGGCACUGGUCUACCAGAAGACACUGCGUGCCGAUGCGACGGAGCUGCGACAGAGUUCGUCGGAAGCACUGAACCUGAUGACCACCGACGUUGAUCGAAUCGUUGGCCUCUUUCAGAGUUUGCACGAGGCAUGGAGUUUACCACUUCAGGUAGCAGUGACUAUGUUCCUCCUUUGGCAGCAAGUGGGCCUAGCCUUUCUUGCAGGCGUGGUGCUGGCCAUUCUGCUAGUCCCUGUCAACCGCUCCAUUGCGCUCAAUAUUGGAAGACUGAGCACCGGCAUGAUGUCAUCCAAAGAUGAACGCAUAAAGCUGAUGUCAGAGGUGCUGUGGGGCAUGCGGAUGAUCAAGAUGCAUGCAUGGGAAGCCCUCUUUCAGGAGCGGCUCGAGAACAUCCGGCGGAAGGAGGUGGCCUUCCUGCGGCAGCGCAAGUACCUGGACGCCCUGUGCGUCUUCUUCUGGGUUGUGACGCCUGUGCUCAUGUCGGUCCUCUCCUUCGUCACAUAUGUCCUUCUAGGACACCGACUCACAGCUGCAAAGGUGUUCACGUGCCUUGCUCUCUUCAACAUGCUCAAAGUGCCACUCAACGCCUUCCCCUGGGUCAUCAAUGGAUGCAUGGAGGCAUGGGUUUCGUUGAAACGUACCCAAUGCUUUCUUGACCUGCAUGAUUUCGCACCUGCCAGCUAUUACACUGCCUCAAAAGAGGAUGACCUGCUUGUACAGGUUACAAACGGUGUCUUUCACUGGGGCAGCGUGACAGGUGAUGCCACUCUUCCAGCAGCCAUCAGCGGAGCCCAGGGCUUCAUUCUAGGACCGGUCAACGUCACUCUACGCAAGGGACAACUUGUGGGUGUGGUGGGUCGGGUGGGCAGCGGCAAGAGCACCCUGCUGGCGGCCAUCGCUGGCAACAUCUGCCGGGUCCAGGGUGUAGUCAGCCUCCAGAGGCUGGACAUGGCCUUGGGUCUGGUGCCCCAGCAACCAUGGCUCCAGCGAGGCACACUCCGUGCCAACGUGCUCUUUGGGCGGCCAUUCGAUGCAGCACGCUACCAAGCAACACUUGAAUGCUGUGCUCUUGUCGAUGACUUGAAGUCUUUGCCAGCUGGCGACUUGACGGAAGUUGGCGAGGAAGGUCAGACACUCAGCGGAGGCCAGAAGCGACGAGUUGCCCUGGCUCGGGCCUUGUACCAGGACUGUGACGUAUACCUGCUGGACGACCCGCUCUCAGCACUGGACGCCCACGUGGCGCAACAGGUGUUUGAACGUUGUGUCCUCGGAGCCAUGCGAGGGAAGGCCCGGCUUAUGUGCACCCACCAAGUGGGCUUCCUUGCACAGGCAGAUCAUGUGAUUGUGCUGCGUGAUGGCAAGCUUAUCGCUGAGGGUCCACCAUCUACAGUGCUAAAGUCGUCCGUAAUAGAAGCACUGCCAGAGCUGACGUCAUCCGAAGAACCGUCUUUGUCGUCGUCCUCAGCAGUAAAGUCCAGCUACAGCACUAGCUCAUCUGUAUCUCAAGAAUGUGCCGGAUUGCUGGUUGAAGACGAGGAACGGGAGUUCGGAGCCGUGCGCCUGAGCACGGUACGCUCUUACUGGGACGCUGUGGGCAACUGGCUGGCUCUUACGGUCCUGCUGUCCCUUGUCCUUAUGCAAGUGUCUCGCACUUCCACUGACUGGUGGCUUGCUGUGUGGGUCUCUUGGGCGAACACGACUGACAAUCUGCAAAAUCGUCGUCUCAUCAGAGACACAAACAGUGAUGUCAUGAAUGUCUUCCUGCCAAUCUAUGGUGGCCUCGCCAUGGCCAACGGUUUCCUGACGUUGGCUCGUGCUUUCUCAUUUGCCUACGGCGGCAUUGUGGCCGCGGUCAAAGUCCAUGACUUGCUUCUCGACAAGGUGCUCAAGGCACCACUGUCAUUCCUGGAAGCCACUCCUGUGGGUCGGGUGCUGAACCGCUUCUCGACGGACAUCUGGUCGAUCGACGACACGCUGCCGUUCAUGUUGAACAUAGUGCUGGCACAGAGUGUGGCACUGGCAGGCACUUUGGUGGUCACCUCCUAUGGCCUGCCCUGGGUGCUUCUGUUGCUCGUACCCUUGGCAUUUGCAUACCACUCCCUCCAGCAAUACUACCGCUGGACAUCGCGGGAGCUGAGACGUCUGGGCAGCAUCACGCUGUCGCCCGUAUACUCACACUUUAGCGAGACGUUUGCCGGUCUCUCGGUCAUCCACAGUUUCAAGGUGGUCACUAGGUUCUGCCAGGAGAACCUGCACAAGCUAGGAGUCAACCAGCAGGCCGUGUUUGCAUCACAGGCAGCAUCCCAGUGGCUCAACCUGCGACUACAACUUAUGGGUGUUCUGCUUACUUCUGGUGUCGCCUUUUUGGCUGUUGUCCAACACCAGGUCCGUGGGGUCAGUGCAGGUUUCGUGGGCCUGGCACUGUCGUAUGCGCUGUCGGUCACAUCCCUGUUGAGCAGCCUGGUGACGUCGUUCACGGACACAGAGAAAGAGAUGGUCAGCAUGGAGCGGUGUGACCAGUACAUCAAGGGACUCGAGGAAGAAAGGCUUGAUGGGGGCAUCUUACCUCCCUUCGGAUGGCCGUUCUGUGGUGCAGUCAAGUUCAGCAAGGUGACUCUUCGUUAUCGUCCCGGUCUACCCGCUGCACUGAGUGGCGUAAGCUUUGAAGCGGCGAAGGGCUGCAAGGUGGGCAUAGUGGGCCGCACGGGCGCAGGAAAAUCCAGCCUGCUCCAGGCUCUGUUUCGGCUUACGCCUGUCGAGAGUGGGCAGAUCUACAUUGACGGCAUCGAUGUCCUUCGUGUGAAUCCCAAGGAAGUCAGGUCCAGGUUGGCAGCCAUCCCACAGGAUCCGUUCGUGUUCUCGGGAUCGGUGCGAGACAACGUGGACCCUCGGGGUCUUCAUUCAGACAGCCAGAUAUGGCGGGCUCUGGACAGGUGUCAGCUAGGACGCACUGUGCGGUCGCUGUGCAACAAUAGCGCUGCGGCGGGCACGGGCCUCGAAGCGAGCCUGGGUCUGCGCGGUUCUGUGCUGAGCGCUGGACAGCGUCAGCUUUUGGCCCUGGCCAGGGCCCUUCUUUACAAGGCACGGGUCCUCUGCCUGGAUGAGGCGACUGCUGGCAUAGAUGUUGAGACCGAUCGUGCAAUUCAGGAAACGAUUCGGAGCACAUUCCACGACACCACCAUCCUGGUGAUAGCUCACAGGGUGGAAACCGUUUUAGACUGUGAUCAAGUCCUAGUCAUGUCCCAUGGCAAGGUUGUCGAAUCCGGCAGUCCACAGGAGCUGCUCCGUCUCGGAAAUGGACAUUUCCGCACCCUCGUCGAAGCCUCCCGCAAGAACGGGGGCACGGUGCUCGUCGAGGCCGCGGAAGCGGAUGAAGAUGACGUUCCGUUAAUAGGGUUCUCGGAUCCGUAGUGCAUUUCUCAAUUUAUAUCAUCUAACAACGAGACAUUAAACAACGAAUCUUCCUUGCAA
This is a messenger RNA of Rhipicephalus microplus (southern cattle tick), 4895 nucleotides long. RefSeq names its product ATP-binding cassette sub-family C member 10. Gene Ontology annotation, cellular component: membrane. Gene Ontology annotation, molecular function: ABC-type transporter activity; ATP binding; ATP hydrolysis activity. Gene Ontology annotation, biological process: transmembrane transport. The record is from RefSeq and is a predicted model, not a curated record. NCBI's taxonomy places the organism in Eukaryota, Metazoa, Arthropoda, Arachnida, Ixodida, Ixodidae.